This is a messenger RNA of Penicillium roqueforti, 1032 nucleotides long. RefSeq lists its product as uncharacterized. The transcript has 2 exons. Lineage: Eukaryota; Fungi; Ascomycota; Eurotiomycetes; Eurotiales; Aspergillaceae. The coding region runs from base 1 to 1032 and encodes 343 amino acids. The record is from RefSeq and is a predicted model, not a curated record.
AUGUUUCGGCCACAGCUGAGGCAGAUCUCGCUGCACUGUGAACGGACAAAACUCGGUCUUUCUACACCUGCUCGCCAGUUCUCCUGUACUCGUACAGUGGCCGCCGAAAAUCGAGCCCAGCCAUCCGACAACCGUAAACCCAAUCCCCGCUCUUCAUCGGCCACGCUUUCCUACCGGCCUCGCAAUCCCAAUGGCCCGCCAGCUCGCACCAACCAGUAUCAAACUCGUCCUCCUCGAGUGAUUGACGCUAGAUCUUUUGCAGCCGCACGAGCUAGCGGUGGAGAGCAACCUAAGAUUAUCCGCAGCCCGAGAUCACGCGACAUUCGAGGCGGCAAUCAACCUCAAAAUCGCAAACCUAAACCCUUCGCCAAAGGCGCCAAGGGUAACCGAAAUGGGCCGCGCAGGAACGCAAAAACCCCUGAGAAUGACGACGGCGAAGAUAGCGAAGCGGCGGCUAUUGAUCAAAUUCUUCAAGAGCAAAUCAUCAAAUCCAGGCCAACGCCUAUUCGUUAUGAGCCUCAGGAGAUCAGCUACUCUACUUUGAAAGAGACAUGGCCUUCAAUUCCUACAGACGUGAACUCGCGCUCGGCUGCCGUCUACGAAAAGCUUUCCAGCCUGGGCGGCCGCAUUGCCAACGGCUAUAUCCCGCCCUAUGAGCUUGGAAGGCGCCUGUGGAAGGGCCAGAGCGUUCUUUUCAACAAUGAGAACGAGAAGGCGGAGGCUUUGGAAGAGACCAAGCGAUUGGCUCAGCUUCGUGCCGAUCGAAUUUCACAGCGCAAGGGUGACCUUGUGGAGCCACGGAAUGUCGAGUUUAGUCCCAUCGACGCGGAAAGCACCAAGUCUCUCAUGGAAACGUUCGUUCAGGGAAACUACCCCACGUCUGAAGUCGGGAAAGAUGGGCAUGCCGUAUUGAGAGAGGUGUUGAAGAACCUCCGGAACAACGGGACCUACCAGACAACCGGGAAGACCUCGCAGUUCAUGGCCAAAAUUGAAUCUCUUGUUUCUGCUGGCCGCAAGACCAAGAGUGUCUGA